AUGCCGCGCUUGUCGCUGCUCUUGCAGCUGCUUCUUCUGCUGCCGCCGCUGUCCCCAAGCCUCGGGAUCCGCGACGCGGGUGGCCGGCGCCCCGAGUGUGGUCCGUGCCGGCCGGAGCGCUGCCCGGCGCCCGCGCCCUGCCCGGCGCCCGGGAUCUCGGCGCGCGACGAGUGCGGCUGCUGCUCUCGCUGCCUGGGAGCGGAGGGCGCGAACUGCGGGGGCCGAGCCGGCGCGCGCUGUGGCCCCGGCCUGGUGUGCGCGAGCCGGGCCGCGGGGGCGGCGCCCGAGGGCACUGGGCUCUGCGUGUGCGCGCAGCGCGGCACCGUCUGUGGCUCUGACGGCCGCUCCUACCCCAGUGUCUGCGCGCUGCGCCUGCGCGCCCGGCACAAGCCCCGCGCGCACCCCGGUCACCUGCACAAGGCACGCGACGGCCCUUGCGAGUUCGCUCCUGUGGUUGUCGUUCCUCCCCGAAGUGUUCACAAUGUCACCGGGGCGCAGGUGGGCCUGUCCUGUGAAGUGAGGGCUGUGCCUACCCCAGUCAUCACGUGGAGAAAGGUCAUGCAGUCCCCUGAGGGCACCCAAGCGCUGGAGGAGCUGCCUGGGGACCAUGUCAAUAUAGCUGUCCAGGUGCGAGGGGGCCCUUCCGACCAUGAGGCCACGGCCUGGAUUUUGAUCAACCCCCUACGAAAGGAGGAUGAGGGCGUGUACCAGUGCCAUGCAGCCAACAUGGUGGGAGAGGCUGAGUCCCACAGCACGGUGACGGUUCUAGAUCUGAGUAAAUACAGGAGCUUCCGCUUCCCAGCUCCCGAUGACCGCAUGUGA
This is a messenger RNA of Piliocolobus tephrosceles (Ugandan red Colobus), 822 nucleotides long. RefSeq names its product insulin like growth factor binding protein like 1 (gene IGFBPL1). Gene Ontology annotation, molecular function: insulin-like growth factor binding. Gene Ontology annotation, cellular component: extracellular region. Gene Ontology annotation, biological process: regulation of cell growth; regulation of signal transduction. NCBI's taxonomy places the organism in Eukaryota, Metazoa, Chordata, Mammalia, Primates, Cercopithecidae. The record is from RefSeq and is a predicted model, not a curated record. The transcript is spliced from 4 exons. The coding region runs from base 1 to 822 and encodes 273 amino acids.